UCAAGUGGACCUACUCACCUCUUAAUUACUUCGUAUUAAAAGUGUUCAAAAUACCAUUAUAAAAAAAAAAAAUCGUGCAUGUUGUCUAUACAAAAUUCGAACAUACAACCUUAAUUUUGUACAAGUAGUCAUGAAUUCCAGGUAAAAUACAAGUAUUGAGUACUACUCCGUACAUACUAGCAAUCAUUUUUCAUGUAAUAACCAAAAGUGUCCAAACCCAAGCUAACUAACUUAACUGAUGAGAUUCAAAUUUCGACUAAACUACACUCGACCCGACUAGACCGAACCGAACUGAACCGAACCAAACCUUUCAACACGUUUAGAUUACUCCUACAGUCCUACUGAUGUUUUUUUGUUUUCUGGGAAAUAUCAUUCACUCCUCCAUAACCUCUCCAAUUUCCUUCUAUGUCGCGCUUCACAGGCAGCUUGGCGGUUCAACGCCUAAUCUUUCACCAAACAACUCUUCGAUUUCACAAAUCUCUCUACUCAAAUUCAUCCCCAAUUUCUCAGCAACCCAUUUCACCAAAUUCAGUACCAUCUUCUCUAACGGUCGACAAAAUCCUGUUGAAUUUGAAGCUUGGUAAGUCCACUCACUUUCAUAACUAUCGCACAUUAACCCCUUUUGAUAUUGCUCAAAUUCUGUAUCAAUGUCGUGAAAAUCUGCAUCUGGGUUUGAAGUUUAUUGAUUCUUUCUUGUUUAAUUGCCCUAAUUUUCGACAUUCCACGCUUUCUUUGUGUGUUAUGGUUCAUAUGUUGGUUAGGGGUAGGAGGGCAUCAGAUGCUCAAGCUUUGAUUCUUAGAAUGGUUAGAAAAAGUGGGGUUUCGAGGGUAGAAAUUGUUGAUUCUUUAAUGGGGAGUUAUGAUCAAUGCGGUUCGAAUUCGGGUGUUUUUGAUUUGUUGGUUAGGACUUUUGUGCAAGCCAAGAGGUUGAGGGAGGCUGCUGAGGUGUUCAAAUUGUUGAUUAGUCGAGGGGUUUUAGUGUCGAUUAAUGCUUGUAAUAGUCUUCUUGGUGGGUUAGUGAAGGUUGGGUGGGUUGAUUUAGCAUGGGAGAUAUACCGAGAAAAUGUUAAAUAUGGAGCUCAGUUGAAUGUUUAUACAUUGAAUAUAAUGAUCAAUGCUUUGUGUAAGGAUGGUAAGAUGGGGAAUGUGAAUUCCUAUUUACUAGAAAUGGAGGCCAAGGGGGUGUUUCCUGAUAAUGUUACUUAUAACACUUUGAUUAAUGCAUAUUGUAGGGAUGGGAAUGUCGAAAAGGCUAUUGAAAUGAUGAAUUCGAUGUCGAGUAAGGGCUUGAGAGCUGGGGUGAUUACCUACAAUUCAAUAUUAAAAGGGUUAUGUACAAUGGGAGGGUAUAGUAGGGCUAGGCAGAUGUUGAGUAAUAUGAGGCAAACGGGAUUGUGUCCUGAUACUAAUAGUUACAAUGCAUUGUUGAUUGAGUGUAGCAAGAAAGAUAAUGUUGUGGAUGGGGAACAAUUAUUUGAUGAAAUGAUACACCAUGGUGUGGUUCCUGAUGUAAUUAGUUAUACGUCACUUAUUAGUUUGUUUUCGAAAAAAGGGCAACUUGAUCAAGCCUUGAUUUAUUUUAAAGAGAUGAAGGACAAGGGGCUGGCUCCAGACAGUGUUUUAUACACCAUUCUUAUUGGUGGGUUUUGUAAAUCAGGUGUUAUGUCUGAGGCGUUAAGGAUGCGUAGUGAGAUGCUUGAAAGUGGUUGUCUUAUGGAUGUGGUGACAUACAACACCAUUCUGAAUGGCUUGUGUAAAGAAGAUAUGCUUGGUGAGGCUGAUCAAUUAUUUGAUGAGAUGUUGCAAAGGGGUAUAUCCCCUGAUUUUUACACAUAUACAACACUUAUUCAUGGUUAUUGUAAGGCUAGGGACAUGGACAAAGCAGUGGUAUUGUUUGAAACUAUGAUUCAGAGGAACCUUAAACCAGAUAUUGUAACGUAUAACAUCUUGAUGGAUGGUUUUUGUAAGCAGGGUUUCAUGGAAAAAGCUAAUGAAAAAUGGGCUGACAUGGUUCAUCGAGGAAUUUACCCUAAUCACAUUUCCUAUAGUAUUUUCAUUAAUGGAUUUUGUAGUGUGGGGCGUCUUAAUAUGGCAUUUAAGCUUUGGGAUGAGAUGGUUAAAAAAGGUAUUGAGCCAACUAUUGUGACCUGUAAUACCAUCAUUAAAGGCUAUUGCAUAUCUGGAGAUGUAGCUGAGGCAGAAAAGUUCCUGGCUAAGAUGACAGCAAAGAGCAUUCUUCCUGAUAAUUUUACUUACAACACUCUUAUACAAGGAUAUAUCAAAGAAGAGAUGAUGGACAGAGCUUUUGUCUUGUUUAAUCAAAUGGAGUAUCAGGGGAUAUUACCUGAUGUCAUAUCAUAUAAUGUGAUAUUAGAUGGUUUUUGUAGACAAUCUAGAAUGGAAGAGGCAAACUUGAUAUACAAGAAGAUGAUAGAAAGAGAUGUAAAUCCAGACAGAUCUACUUAUACAAUGUUGAUUAAUGGUUAUGUUAGUCAGGAUAACCUGAAAGAGGCCUUCAGGGUCCAUGAUGAAAUGCUUCGAAGGGGCUUUGUGCCAGAUGAUAAAUUCUGAUGCACUUGUCAGGGAAUUGAAUAAGUUGGACAGAUCACAGAUCAUCACCUCUCUGGUUUGGCUGUAUGGAAUGCAAAUGAAACCUGAUAAUACUUUUAUAAGGAUCAAUUUGCGAAACUGCACUUAGGAAUUGCAGGUUGCUAAACUACUAGGAACUUCUUGUUCUAAGUUAUAAAGUCUGGAAAAGAGGUAUGUCACAAGGGCUAAUUGCUAUGAAGGUGAAUCUCAGGUUCAUGCCUCUGUGAGCAAGUAUGAAGUAUUCUGCAGUUUUUAUAUAUUUAUGGGGUUAAUAAUGGAAGUCGUGUGGUUGGCAAUUUUUUUGUAAAAUUUCUAUUUAUGACUCGGCCUCCAUCCAAUUCACAAGCGUCAGCUAACGAAUAGCAUGUCUAGUUUUUUACGUGCAUUGCAAAGCAAGUUGAGAAGUUUACUCCAUUAUUUCAAAUGGCGGAUGAUAUUCGAGACCUCAAGUUGGGUUGUGAUUUCCCUUAAGGUGACAAACAAAAUUAUGCCGGCUAAGAUUGCUUUCUUAAUCUUUGUCCCCAAAUUUAACAUAUUUCAGAGUCUAGCGUUGUAGCGCAUUGCACAUGUACUAUUGUAUAUAGUUUUGUAUUUGAUACUCCUUUCGCCUGGAAUUAAUUGUGAUGAUAGUUUAGACUAUUACACGAUUUUACUUGAAGACUCGACAUAAUAUUAAAUUGCUCCUACAGUUUCCUACUCGUACUAUAUUAGGACAUUUUCGAACAUUGUAAAAUAGUGCAUGUGACUAUUAAGGUAUUAUUCUAUUGCA
Chenopodium quinoa (quinoa) is the source of this 3358-nucleotide messenger RNA. RefSeq names its product pentatricopeptide repeat-containing protein At5g01110-like. Lineage: Eukaryota; Viridiplantae; Streptophyta; Magnoliopsida; Caryophyllales; Amaranthaceae. Bases 406 to 2571 code for a protein of 721 amino acids. Gene Ontology annotation, molecular function: protein binding. The transcript has 5 exons. The record is from RefSeq and is a predicted model, not a curated record.